Cryptotermes secundus is the source of this 2931-nucleotide messenger RNA. It is a transcript of the gene FucT6, whose product is annotated as alpha-(1,6)-fucosyltransferase. The transcript has 10 exons. Gene Ontology annotation, biological process: protein N-linked glycosylation. The coding region runs from base 575 to 2365 and encodes 596 amino acids. Gene Ontology annotation, molecular function: glycoprotein 6-alpha-L-fucosyltransferase activity; protein binding. Lineage: Eukaryota; Metazoa; Arthropoda; Insecta; Blattodea; Kalotermitidae. The record is from RefSeq and is a predicted model, not a curated record. Gene Ontology annotation, cellular component: Golgi cisterna membrane.
UUGUGACAGAAGAAUGGUCGUAGUAUGCACGGUGUGAAGUAUGAAGACCGAUAAAGACCGUGACAGACAAUUAGAACACGGAUGUUUUUGUUCUGAUACAUUAAAUAUUCUUCGUGCCCUGUAAUAUUGAUUACGUCUGUAUAAAGUGUGUUGAUAUUAAAUUGUAUAACAGUAAUUGCCGUCGUAAUAGUGUUAUGAAAUUAGUACGCUUGUUUUAAAAGUAUUCUUUUAUACAAAAAAGAAUAAAAUGCGUUACCAUUUGUAGGAGUCCUAUGCGUAAAUGCAAUAUGUAGAGCGAUUAUUUGAAGGGGUUAAAGUGGUUAGAAGUAUAGUUAGGGUUUAUUGACGCAAUUGUUGGUAUCACAAGGGAUAUUUGAUUGUACUGAAGGGCAUGAAGGAUCCCUCUUGAAAUAAUUUUGAGUAAAUAUUUUUCGUGUUCGUUUGUCACUAUAAUGAAUUAAUGAAUGAGCAAUUUUGGCAAUGAAAUGUGAGUUGUUACUUUUGUAAUCUUCAGUGUAAUACCGGCAGUGAUGAUUCUGGGAACGACGUGUACAGCUUAGAGUGGUAUGAGGUCAUGAAGUUAGUGCGGCAGGUGGGUUGGGGACGUGCACUGUUAGUGUUGUUGGUGAUUUGGUUGUUGGUGUUGGUGCUGUUUGCUGCGUCACCUGUAUUCCGGGUGCCUUCAUCACCUGAACCAGAUUCCCGCACAACUCAGCGCUUGGCACGUGCAUUUCAUGACCUGGAAGUUCUCAAGAGACAGAACACUGAACUCAGAAACCUCUUUACAGAUAUUAGUGUUGGAGACCCAUCUCUGAGACAAGAGCAGAGGGAUGCAUUGUUUCAGGAUUUGCAGAAAAAACUGUCAAAAGCAGAAAAAUUGUUGGAACCAUCUCAUGACACUGAAAAAUUUGGCGGAAUUGAACCCCGUGAGGAACCGAGCAUUCAGUAUGAGCAGAUGAGACGCAAAAUUUUAAAUGGAGUCCAGGAAAUGUGGUACUUUGCCAGUGGGGAAUUGAAAAAGAUGCAGAAACAAGCACUGGCACUAUCUCCACAACUUGCUACAAGAAUCACUCGGGUGCUUGAGGAAGGUGUUGUCCAUAAGAGGUCAUUGAUGACAGAUAUAGACACAUUAAUGGAAGUAGAUGGAUAUGCAGCUUGGCGAGAAAAGGAAGCUAGUGAUCUGAGUGACUUAGUACAGCGACGACUUGAUUACCUACAGAAUCCUGAAGACUGUGGUUCAGCAAGGAAGUUAGUCUGUAAUCUGAACAAGGGCUGUGGAUAUGGUUGCCAACUUCACCAUUUGGUAUACUGCUUUACUGUAGCGUAUGGUACAGAACGAACUCUGAUACUUAAGUCUCGAGGUUGGCGUUACAGAAAGGCAGGUUGGGAAGAAGUAUUUCUGCCGGUUAGUCGAACCUGUACUGACCCAUCAGGGCGAACACAUAGCCAUUGGCCAGGUAGACCUGACACUCAAGUUGUAGAACUACCAAUUGUGGAUUCUUUAUCUCCACGACCUCCUUAUCUGCCUCUGGCUGUCCCAAAAGAUCUUGCUCCUAGGUUGGCUCGGUUGCAUGGUGAUCCAAUCGUUUGGUGGAUCGGUCAGUUCCUCAAGUUUCUUCUUCGACCACAAGAAGCAACAAGUAAUAUGAUACAAGAGGCAUCAGUCAAACUUGGUUUCAAGAGGCCUAUUGUAGGGGUACACAUCAGGAGAACAGACAAAGUUGGAACGGAGGCAGCAUUCCACUCCUUAGAGGAGUACAUGGCUGCGGUGGAUGAGUACUACAAUCUUCUAGAAAUGAAGCAGAAAGUGGAUAGACGGAGGGUGUAUCUGGCUUCAGAUGAUCCAAAGGUCAUUACUGAAGCACAAAGAAAGUAUCCAGAAUAUGACAUUUUGGGUGAUUCAAAUGUGGCAAAGACUGCAGCAGUGUCUACACGAUACUCUGACACCUCACUUAAUGGCAUCAUACUUGACAUACAUUUCUUGUCACUGUGUGAUUACCUAGUCUGCACAUUUUCAUCACAGGUAUGUCGAGUAGCAUAUGAGAUAAUGCAAACUCUGUAUCCAGAUGCAGCCAAACGGUUCCGCUCGCUUGAUGAUAUCUAUUAUUAUGGUGGUCAGUCCUCACACAUACAAAUUGCCGUUCUCCCACAUCGUGCACGUGAUGUGAAUGAGAUGAAUCUUGAACAGGGUGACUUAGUGGGCAUUGCUGGUAAUCAUUGGGAUGGUUACAGUAAAGGCAAGAAUCUUCGCACCAAUCAGAUAGGUCUUUAUCCCUCCUUUAAAGCACAGGACCGCAUCGAAGCUGCAGAUUUCCCAACAUACCCACAGGUACCACUUGUUAAAUCAUCAAACCCAGAUCUGUGAGAAGAUUACUAUUCAUAACACAAUGUGAGAAUUGUUAGAAUGACACACAUCUGCAUCUGGAAUGUUUUCAUAUUUUUGAAAAGGCAUAAAUUGAGUCUGUAGCUUGUAUAGGAUCAAAGGUGGGGCAGUUGUUAAGGAAGCUUUUAUGUUUGCAGUCCCACACUACAUGGCUGAUGUAUCUUUAAACUGAAGCUACAAAUAUGAUACUCUGUGAGAGAAUUUCAAUGCUUAAACCCUAUAAAAUCCAGUGGUUUUAUAUGUACCACCUGCUAUAAUGCACAGAAACUCUGUGUUCUGCCCACAGAAUGUAUUUGUGCAUUUCGUAUAGUUUCAUCAGUAAUCAGCAGUUAUUUCCCUGAAUGGCAUUAAUCUGUGUAUCUUUGUAGCAGAGACACAAUGUGUUUCCUGUGAGGUACACACUGAAUUUUUAUACACAUAUUGACUUUUUGAACAUUACGAAAAACAACAGCUUGGAGACUCGACUCUUUCUAUCGCUCUCAGGUCCAGAGAUAGGGACUAGCUCUAUUGAUUGUGUCCAACUGAGUAGGCUUUUACCUGAGGACAGA